AUGAUCGGGACCGCCAUAUUCUCAACCCCUUCGUCCAUUGCCGGCAGUGUAGGAAGUGCGGGUGUGACGUUAGUGUUAUGGGUAGUUGGCUUGAUCUUGGCCUAUUGUGGUCUUUUCAUAUGGAUUGAAUUGGGGUCCUUGAUGCCUCGAAGCGGUGGUGAAAAGGUUUAUCUGGAGGCCGCAUAUUCGAAGCCACGAAUGCUGAUCACAACUGUCUUUGCCGUGCACGUCAUUUUUCUUGGGUUCACUGGUAUUGGCAGUGUUGUAGUGGCCGAAAAUAUCCUUCUAGCAUUGCAUGGUUCUGCUAGUGAUUCGGUGAAAAGGGGUCUGGCCAUGAUCGUUCUUAGCUCCGUUGCCACGAUACAUAUCAGCUCGUGUUCUUUAGGAGUUCGCAUAAUGAAUUUACUCGCGUCUGUCAAAAUCCUCAUUUUGUGCCUCAUAAUAGUCUCUGGGCUGCGAGCUCUUCGCGGCGACCUCUCACAGAUUCCUAACCCCGCCAGUAGUUUUCGGGAUCCGUUUGCGGGAUCCUCGUCCAAUGUAUCAGACUAUACAAAUGCCUUGUUGAAAAUUUUGGCCAGCUAUCAAGGCUGGUCGAAUGCAGCUUACGUGCUAGAUGAGGUGCAGAAUCCUCGAAGGGUCCUGAAAGUUGCGGGUAUUCUGGGUGUCGGGAUCGUUGGAAUUCUUUAUACUCUGACGAAUAUCGCGUACUUUGUUGUUGCCACACCAGAAGAAAUUAGUAGAACUGGUGUCACGGUGGUGGCGAUGCUGAUUGGAAAAGUCUUUGGCAAUACGAUGCUUUGGUUGACUGCCAUUCUAGCAGCGCUGUCGUCAUUUGGGAAUUUAAUGACAGCGUCUUUUUCAAUGUCGCGCGUGGUUCGUGAAUUGGCUAAAGAAGGGCUACUUCCCUAUGCUCAUUUCUUCGCUGCAACGACAUCCUCUGGGUCUCCAUCUGGGGCCUUUCUCCUGGUCUUCUUUUCGUCCGCAGUUAUGAUUCUGUUCAUUCCUUUCGGCAAGAGAGGUAUACAACUUCCUGCUUGA
Messenger RNA from Aspergillus ochraceoroseus IBT 24754, 1038 nucleotides. RefSeq lists its product as uncharacterized. Bases 1 to 1038 code for a protein of 345 amino acids. Gene Ontology annotation, cellular component: membrane. The record is from RefSeq and is a predicted model, not a curated record. NCBI's taxonomy places the organism in Eukaryota, Fungi, Ascomycota, Eurotiomycetes, Eurotiales, Aspergillaceae. The transcript is spliced from 4 exons. Gene Ontology annotation, biological process: amino acid transmembrane transport. Gene Ontology annotation, molecular function: L-amino acid transmembrane transporter activity.